Cuscuta epithymum is the source of this 1170-nucleotide messenger RNA. The record is from the annotation of a GenBank genome assembly. NCBI's taxonomy places the organism in Eukaryota, Viridiplantae, Streptophyta, Magnoliopsida, Solanales, Convolvulaceae.
AACACUGAUUUAGCGAUUAAUACUCUUUACUCUCCAGCUUACAAUUUGAGGUACUAAACCGACACUUUACUCAAAGAAUUAGGGUAGCGUCUUCUCUCCCUUCUUUGCAUUCAAGGUCGUUUACUCAUUCAUUUGUUGGUAAAUGUCGUUAAUUUUGUUUUUAAACAUUGAAAUACUUCUAUUAUUGACUGCGAGUUUUGAAUUCCAUUGCUCUGCUCUUGCAUUUUUAUCUAAACUUAGUUCCUGUUGGUAUCCCCUUGGCCCCUUGUUUUAUUCUUUCAAAUUUGAUAUAUGCUGUAAAAAUACGUUCCCAGCUCGUGGCUUAGUAUUUGGUGUGGCAGCUGAGAAUCUGAAAUUGAUGUCCCAUAUGUAUUUAUAUCAAUAUAUAUAUACAUAGAGAGAGAGAGAGGAAUGAUCCUCCUCAGUCAUCAAAUUGAGGCUUUUAUCAAAAGAAUCAUAGAAAGGAUGCAAUCUCUGAAAGACAUAGUACCAGCUGCAUCAAACAAUAUAAACACAAAAUUCAUUGUUUUAGACAAAGGAAGAGUGUCAGGGGAUGGACAACAAAAAGCGUGUUUGGCGUUAGUUGCCGAUGAGACUGCAGCCGUACAUUUCCAGAUGUGGGCUGACGAGUGUGAUCAGUUUGAGCCCGGUGAUAUUAUUACUCUCUCAAAUGGCAUCUUCUCUUACAAUCGAAACGCUUUUGUGUUGAGGGCUGGCAAAAGAGGCAAGGCUGAGAAGGUGGGAGAGUUCACUAUGACCUUUGUGGAGACACCAAACCUGAGUGAGAUUCAUUGGGUCCCUGAUCCAAGUAACCCCAAUGUAUAUGUGCAAGAUGUUGUUGUUUCUCCCUUUUCGCGAAUCUUUCCACCUAUGCACUGAUGGUUGAGACAUGAGAGCUCUGCUGGGCAAGAUCUAUGUGUUCAUGAUCAUUUGUUUCAUCCGAAAUGAGAUCUUGGAGUUCAUGUUCUUUUUGUCUCGAUGAUUUGCUUGUUAAAAUAUCAUUUGAGGAUACUCAGAUUUUUUUUUGUCAAGAGUCAUGAUGCAAUCUCUCAUUUGGUUUUGUGUAUCUAUAUUUUGUCAUAUUCAAAUUCAGUUUUUGCGCUGCAAUAUAACUUUUAGUGGGUUUUCUAAAUACAUGAAUUUUAAUUAUUAACUCUAACUUACAUAUUA